Messenger RNA from Anguilla rostrata (American eel), 1591 nucleotides. Its product is annotated as amyloid-beta A4 precursor protein-binding family B member 3-like. The record is from RefSeq and is a predicted model, not a curated record. The transcript has 13 exons. NCBI's taxonomy places the organism in Eukaryota, Metazoa, Chordata, Actinopteri, Anguilliformes, Anguillidae. Gene Ontology annotation, cellular component: cytoplasm; nucleus. Gene Ontology annotation, molecular function: amyloid-beta binding; transcription factor binding. Gene Ontology annotation, biological process: regulation of DNA-templated transcription. Bases 128 to 1588 code for a protein of 486 amino acids.
CAUUCAUAGCCCUGGUGGGGCUCUGUGUUCUGUUGUGAGUCUGGGGCAAGGUUCUCUCGACUGUGCUGAAGUCAGGACAGGCAUGUGCAGCAUCUGAUCUGGGAAACGCAGUGCGAGACCGCUCAACAUGCUCGGGAAGGACUACAUGCUGGCUAUCAUCAUUGUCAACUAUGAUGAUAACAUCUGGAAUGACCAGAACCUGGAGGCAGACCGGGACCUGCCUCCAGGCUGGCGUACCAUCCGGGAUGCCACCGGCACCUACUACUGGCACAUCCCUACGGGAGCCACACAGUGGCAGCACCCAGCCUACAGUGCUGAGGAGGACCCGGAAGCCACUAACGACAUCACUUCCUGUAACCGCAAGAGCCAGGGCGUGGCUGGGAGGAGAGAGUCUAGAGAGAGGCCAAUGGAGAGCCCUGGGGCCUCCGUAAAUAAUGAGAGGGGACCCCAAGCUUGGCGUGAUUAUUAUUUACGCAGCAACCCAGACCCAGAAUCCAAGCGUUUCGCAGUGCGCUCUCUGGGGUGGGUGGAAAUCCCGGAGGAGGACCUGACUCCUGGGAAGAGUAGUAUCGCUGUCAAUAACUGCAUCCAGCAGGUGUCCCAAGGCAAGACCGAGGACAGGGAUGAUGCAGGGGCCUGGGGGGAGGGCCAGGACAUGGUGAUGGUGCUGAAGAAGGACACGCUCAGCCUGGUGGACCCCCAUGACCACAGACUCAUCCACUGCCAGCCCAUAGCCAACAUCCGAGUAUGGGGCGUGGGCUGCAACAAUGGCAGAGAUAGGGACUUUGCCUUCGUGGCGGGCGACAAGGACGCCUGUGCGCUCAAGUGCCACGUGUUCCGCUGCGACGUCCCAGCAAGAGCCAUCGCCUCUGCGCUGCACGCGGCCUGCUCCAAGAUCAUGGCGGAAAAGGCGGUGAAGCCCUCCUCGGUGCCACGAUCCCUCACCAUGGAGACCAUCUCUCCAGAGGACCUGCCCUUGCAAGUGGAUUUCCUGGAUUCUGUGAGGCAGAGGGUGCAGAGGUUUCAGGUGGAGUACGUUGGGCACCUGCCUGUCCCUCGGGCUAUGGGCAUGGAGGUGCUGAACAGAGCCAUCGGGAGCAUCAUGGACACAACGAGGAGGGAAGAGUGGGAGAGCACCGUCAUCCACGUGUCCGACACGGUGCUGUCGGUAUGGAGAGAAGAGGAUGAAGAGGACCCCAUUUGGGAGUGCCAGGUGAGAUACCUGACGUUUCUUGGGGUGGGUCAGAACACCCACACCUUUGCCAUGAUCGUGGAUGGAGGGUCGCAGCGGUUCGAGUGCCAUGUCUUCUGGUGUGAACCUGACGCUGGCAUCAUCUCCGAGGCUGUCCAAGCAGCAUGUAUGGUUCAGUACCAGAAGUGCCUGGUGUCCCAGACCCCACCGCCCCGGUCCAAAGUGUGGCGGGCUGGCUCCAAGGUGAAGCGGGCCAACUCUGUGGACAGUUCCUCCUUCCCGACUUCUCACCAUGGACACUUGUCCCCAAAACCAGGGACGUCCGGCGUUAAGAAGGGCAUGCUAGCUUUUUUUGAGACCUUCCGAAACAAACAGUCGGUUGUACCCAUGCCCUAAUGG